Messenger RNA from Heterobilharzia americana, 1578 nucleotides. NCBI's taxonomy places the organism in Eukaryota, Metazoa, Platyhelminthes, Trematoda, Strigeidida, Schistosomatidae. The record is from the annotation of a GenBank genome assembly.
AUGCGUGAAGCAUACGAUGUCGUCAAAUCGGGCGGAUUGCUAGAGUUUGAACAUCACCUCCACGAUUCUGGUUGCAGUGAAACUUCUUAUUCUUCUAUUGGUAGCACUUCAACUUUCGGUAGCCCUGCAAGUCUGUGUUCUACUAUUUCAUAUGUGCCAACAGAAUCAUCAGGCUUGUACGUACCAAAAUCUAGUUCGUAUUCUUCAUCUUUCGCCCUAAGCUUAACUCCAACAUCUCCAAAAGUACUAUCUAAGAAGCGGGACAGACCUACUUAUCUUGGCUUAGAAGCUACCUCAUCUUCUUUCGGAGGAUUUUUGGAAAAGCCUGUUAGAAAAAGUUCCUUACAUUGUGCAGCAGUAAUCGGACCAAUUCCUGAAUCUGGAACAAGUCCAACUGAAGGUAAACGUAGUAGAAUUUCAGCAUUAUUAUCUCCUACUCGAUCUCCCAGUGCAUUACUGCCAUCUCCUUGCACUGGUUUGUCAAAAUUAGAGAUAUCGUCACCCUUAGAAGAGUAUCGGUCUUUGUUAUCAUUUGCGCGUGCUCCAUCGUCCAUCGCACCUGGUCAUGUACUUCCGGGUCCUGAAACAACUGAUCUCAUGCUCAAGUUCAGGCCAUUCCUUUCAUCCUCCACUAGUUUGCAAACUUUAAAGUUUGAGCCAUGCUCUACUGUUUUGCCAUUACACCCCAUCCAGCUAACAACUGCAUUUUCACCUGGGAAUAUCCUUAGACUUCGUCGUUCGUCAUCUACAAUUGCUACUGUGAGACCAACUCUACUUGCUCACCGUCGUCUUUCUUCUCACGCAAGUGCACCACCAACCCCAAGACCAAUCUCCGUUGAAACAGGUCAUGUGGUUUAUCACAACCUUUUGCAUUCGCGUGGGUCAUUUCCUUUACCAGGCAGUCUACCUGCUACAAAUCCGUCUAGGGUAAGAGAGCUAAGUCCUUGUAACCCUAUAUCCCAAGAGCCGAAACUGGAAUACGAGCAAUUGCAGAAAUGUGAUACCAGUUUCGAUGUAAAUAAACAAAGUGAGGUAUCAGUUAAUUUAGCCGAAUGUUCAAGUUUAUUUUCCGGUUUCCAAGGUCCUAGUCUGCACAGUAAUUUACCAUUCCCAUUUUGCAAUGAAGACAUUAACAAAAGCCGUGCAGAAAAUGAUCAGAUGUAUUUACCUGUCUCACUAAGGUAUAAUAACUCUUCCAAGUCAAGUCAACUCAGUCGUAGUGCACCUUCACAGCGUGAUAUAGACUUGGUAUUCUGUACAGAUCAAGGUGUUGCAGUCAACUCCAGUCGCCGUUUCUCUUUUACACACAGUUCUUUACUUGUUCGUAGUGAGCUUGUUUCAUCAUCUCCUUCUCUAACAGAACUGAAAAGAUCCGACUUAGCACAAACUUCAACCACUAUAACAAUAUCGGCUGUUGCUGCUGCCGCACGGUUGUUACCACAAGUUAGCGGCAGCAAGUCUUCAUGUCGACGCCAACAACAAUCCUUUGUGCAAUCAUCCAGUAGUAGCAGUCCUUCUUCAUCUACUAGCCAUAACUCAACCCAUAGCAGUAAUUAUGGUCUAUUUCCUAUUUCUUGA